AUGUAUCAUUUGUUGGGCAACUACUUGCAUGUUUCUCGGAUUGUGGCCCGCAUCGUGGAGAGCCAUGCGGCGGGCUUCCCCGUGCGGCGGUACGUGGUCGGCUACUGGGGGUGGCGCGACCGCACUGUGGCCGACGUGGGGCUGCAUGCGCCCUACUUCAUGUCUCCGGCCAUGCUGGUGCCAGACCUGGGGGAGCUGCCCCUCUCCCUCUCUCUGGGGGUGCUGGGCAUGCCCGGAAUCACGGCCUACUUUGGACUGCUGGAGAUCUGCGAGCCCAAACCGGGAGAGAUCGCCGUGGUCAGUGGGGCAGCAGGUGCUGUGGGGUCCAUAGUCGGGCAGAUAGCGCGCCUCAAAAGGUGCAAAGAGAAGUGGCUGAAAGAGGAGUUGGGAUUCCAUCACUCAUUUAACUACAAGACGGAUGACGUCACAGAGGCGCUGAAGCAGUCGGCACCUGACGGCGUCGACGUGUACUUCGACAACGUGGGCGGCGAGAUGAGCAGCGCAAUCAUCAACAGCAUGCGAGAGUACGGUCGCAUCUCCAUGUGCGGCGCGAUAUCUGGAUACAACGAAUCUAAUCUCCCGAAGGCUACCAUCAUCUAG
This is a messenger RNA of Schistocerca americana (American grasshopper), 600 nucleotides long. RefSeq names its product prostaglandin reductase 1-like. The record is from RefSeq and is a predicted model, not a curated record. The coding region runs from base 1 to 600 and encodes 199 amino acids. NCBI's taxonomy places the organism in Eukaryota, Metazoa, Arthropoda, Insecta, Orthoptera, Acrididae. Gene Ontology annotation, biological process: prostaglandin metabolic process. Gene Ontology annotation, molecular function: 15-oxoprostaglandin 13-reductase [NAD(P)+] activity. The transcript has 3 exons.